This is a messenger RNA of Anolis carolinensis (green anole), 7086 nucleotides long. RefSeq names its product shiftless antiviral inhibitor of ribosomal frameshifting (gene shfl). The record is from RefSeq and is a predicted model, not a curated record. NCBI's taxonomy places the organism in Eukaryota, Metazoa, Chordata, Lepidosauria, Squamata, Anolidae. Gene Ontology annotation, molecular function: sequence-specific mRNA binding; ribosome binding. The coding region runs from base 4462 to 5208 and encodes 248 amino acids. The transcript has 8 exons. Gene Ontology annotation, biological process: innate immune response; viral translational frameshifting.
UAGCAUGAUCAGAGCAUCUUGGAAAAGUUGGCUGAUUUAGACUGUUGCUUCCAGAUUAUGGAAUUUGUAGAUUUUACACUGACAGAUUAUGGGGUUUGUAAUCCAAAUAAGAAAGAAUUGAGAAAUAACCAAUUAAAAAACAAACAAAAGUGGUGGUGAUGGUUUAAACUGGUUUUUGUUUUUGUUCUGUAUUAAUGUCAUAAUGGGAAAAUAAAUCCUUCUUAUUGCAUGUUAUACAUUAGAAAGUAUGAUAAAUCAUAUUUAAUGCCUAAGAGUGUUUUUUUUAAAGUUAUUUGGUUUACUCCAAGCCAUGGUUUACUCCAACCUGAUUUAAACCAGGCAAACCUGCAAAUAAAUAAUGUUUCUUAGCUCUAGGUAAAUGCAGAAUAAUCCAUAUAGACUAGGAUGAAGGAGAAUGAAAAGCAUUAUGGUAAUUCUAUUGAUGGGUGACAUCCAAGGUCGAUGAUCAUUAACUGCCCUGUUCCAGCCUUAAAAGCUUGGGCUAUGGCUUCUUCUGUUGAAUUUAUCUACUUAUAGUCUAGUUUGGGAGAAGUCAGCAGUGUCUCUGCAAUACAAAGCAGUGGUUCCCAACCUUUGGGCCUCCAGUUGUUUUGAACUUCAACUCCCAGACUGCCAGAUUACCAGCAUUAGGAACUGUGGGAGCUGAAGUCCAAAACACCUGCAAGACCAAAGAUUGGGAACCAUUGUUCUAGAAAGAAAAAUAUCAAGGAUGUCUUUUCUCAGACUUCUUAAUUUCACACUCUUUUCUUGGAAAUGGUUGCCACAUUAGUAUGUCAUUUCCACUUCUCUACACACAGUCUUCACAGAGUGAGGUCCCAGUGUUGACCAACCAUGCACCAAUCUCCACACAUUAAAAAAAUUCAUGCCCAGGCGUCUUCCAAGAAAAAUAAAAACAAACCAACAAAAGUCCCAUGGCGAUCAGCGAGUGGUGACGGGGGCAGGACUGUAAAAUCUGGAAGCCCCUAGUCACAGACUGGCACAUGGGCGGUGGAUAUGGACUCAGUUGUUCUACCUCAAGGUCCAAGGCAGUUGAGUAGUCCAGCAGCUGUAUCCAUGACUGAGCAGCCCUUUUUAGGAUCCGCUCUGCUCACCCCACACGGGGAAGGGGCUAGAAAAGGUGCCCUAAACAUAGUCUGCCUCCCUUAUCCCUGACUGGACUGCUGCGUUCAGAGAGGUCACCACUCUGCAGCCAAAAAAGAAAAAUUAACUUUGGAACAUGGAACGUACGGACACUGUUGGAUAACACUGACAAAUGAACGCCCUGGACGCAGGACUGCUAUCAUUGCAAGGGAGCUGGGAUGCUUUAACAUCAACAUAGCAGCCCUUCAGGAGACCCGGAGAGCAGGAGAGGGACAACUAAAGGAAGAAAAAGGAGGCUACACCUUCUUCUGGAAGGGACUACCUGAAGCAGAGCGAAGCAUACACGGAGUUGGCUUUGCUAUCAGAAAUGACCUGGUAAAGCACCUGACUGAAGCACCCACUGGCAUUAAGAAACGACUCUCAACCCUCCAAAUUAACCUUGCCAAAAACCAACAGGCAACUAUCAUAAGUGCCUAUGCACCAACACUAGAUGCUGACAAAGACAUCAAGGAAUUUUUUUAUUGUCAGCUGGGCACCGUCCUAUCAGAGAUACCUAUGCAGGACAAAAUCUUCCUCCUGGGGGAUUUUAAUUCAAGAGUCGGACGGGACUUCAACCUGUGGCCAGGGAUCAUAGGAAAAGACGGGGUCGGAAACAGCAACUCGAAUGACAUUGCUUCUUACCAAAUGUGGAGAACACAAACUUGUUAUCACCAACAUGCACUUCCGCCAGAAAAACAAGCUCAAGACAUCAUGGAAGCACCCCCAGUCAAAAUACUGGCACCUCUUGGACUAUGUAAUUACACAUGCUAGAGACCACCGCAAUGUGCUUCUCACAAGAGCCAUGACAGGUGCUGAUGACUGCUGGACAGACCACCGGUUAAUCCGAUCCGCUGUGGCUAUCAAGAUUGCCCCCAAACGCAGACUCCAAGGAAGAAAAAUAAGGCACAAAAUAAACACCCAAGCCCUUCAGGACCCCUCCAGAUGAGCUCUUCUCCAAACAACACUCAAGGAUCAUCUACCCGUAGAACAUGCCAAAAAUGUUGAGGAACAUUGGAACAAACUGAAGACCUCCAUCAUCACAGCCUGCGAAGAAACCAUUGGAUACCAAACUAAGAAACAUCAAGACUGGCUGGACAAUGACAAAGAGACCCAACAGUUGAUAACAAAAGGAAAGCCUUCCAAACAUGGCAGAGAGACACCAACUGUGCUGCUAAGAAAAAGAUCUGUGCUAGUACAAAAGCUCAGGUCCAAAGAAGGAUCAAAGAACUUAAGAACAUCAGGUGGACAAAGAAGGCUGAAAAAAUCCAACACUUUGCAGAUACCCAUGAUGCUCAGGGAUUUUUCAAAGCCAUAAAGAUCAUUUAUGGACCAAGAAACCAUGGCAUACAGCCUCUACGCUCAUCAGAUGGAACCAAACUUCUGAAGGACGGGAUAGAAAUGAUGGAAAUAAAUAAAUAAAUAAAUAAAUAAGGACAAAACAUCAAUUGCACUACGUUGGAAAGAGCACUACCAGAACCUUCUGAAUCGCAGCUCCAAUGUGGCCGAAGAGGCCCUCUCACAAAUCACGCAACAACAAACCAGGGAUGAGCUUGCAGCACUGUCUAGUUUGGGAGAAGUCAGCAAUGCUAUCAGCCAACAAAAAAAUAAUAAAGCAAACGGACCUGAUGGGAUCCCUGCUGAAAUCUUCAAAGAGGGUGGACCCAAGCUGAUACAACAACUCCACCAGCUCAUUGAAAAAGUGUGGGUGGCCGAGAAAAUCUCAGCAGACUUCAAGGAUGCCACCAUCAUCACCCUUUUCAAGAAAAGGGAAAAAACAGACUGUAGAAACUGUCGUGGUAUCUCCCUUCUAACCUCUGCUGGGAAAAUCCUCGCAAGAAUCCUUGCAAACCGCCUUCUUCCUGUCUCAGAAGACACCCUCCCAGAAUCCCAGAAUGGCUUUUGCCCCUCCAGAGGAACAGUGGACAUGAUCUUCACUGCACGACAGCUCCAAGAAAAAUGCAGGGAACAAAAUCAACCUCUGUACAUGGCAUUCAUUGACCUUGCAAAGGCAUUUGACACAGUGAAUCGCAGUGUUCUCUGGACCAUCCUCCAAAAAAUCAGGUGCCUUGACAAAUUUGUGAACAUCCUGCAGCUCCUCCAUGAUGACAUGAUGGAAGCAGUCUUGGACAGCAAUGGCUCCCAAAGUGACCCAUUUAAGGUGGAAUCAAGCAGGGAUGUGUCAUUGCCCCAACCUUAUUUUCCAUCUUCAUCGCUAUGAUACCUCACCUUGUUGAUGGGAAGCUUCCCACCGGAGUGGAAAUCAUCUAUCGGACAGAUGGCAAGCUAUUUAACCUCACCAGACUGAGAGCCAAAACCAAGGUCACCACAACAUCUAUUAUAGAACUCCAAUAUGCCGAUGACAACGUAGUCUAUGCACGUUAAGAAGAAGACCUACAAGCCACUCUAAACACCUUUGCAGAAGCAUACGAGAAGCAUUGAACAUUGAGAAAGCCAAAGUGCUCUUCCAAUAGGCACCAGCUAAUCCCUCUUCAAUGCCAGGAAUGCAGCUUAAUGGUGAAACAUGAGAAAACAUUGACCAUUUUGGCUACCCUGGCAGCCACCUCUCCACAAAAGUCAACAUUGACACUGAAAUACAACACCGACUGAGCUCUGCGAGUGCAGCAUUUUUUCCAAAUGAGGCAGAGAGUGUUUGGUGAUCGGGAUAUCCGUAAAGAUACCAAGGUGCAUGUUUAUAAAGCCAUUGUCCUCCCAACCCUGCUAUACGCCUGCGAAAGGUGGACGGUCUACAAACGUCACACUCAACUCCUGGAGCAUUUCCGUCAGCGCUGCCUCAGAAAAAUCCUGCAAAUCUCUUGGGAAGACAGGCAGACAAAUGCCAGCGUGCUGGAAGAAGCAAAGACCACCAGCAUUGAAGCAAUGCUUCUACGCCAUCAACUCCGCUGGACUGGCCACGUUAUCCGAAUGCCCGAUCACUAUCUCCCAAAGCAGUUACUCUACUCCCAACUCAAGAAUGGAAAACGUAAUGUUGGUGGGCAGGAAAAUUUAAAGAUGGGCUUAAAGCCGACCUUAAAAACUGUGGCAUAGACACUGAGAACUGGGAAGCCCUGGCCCUUGAGCGCUCUAAUUGGAGGUCAGCUGUGACCAGCAGCGCUGCGGAGUUCGAAUGGAGGGCUUAAGGGAGAAAUGUGCCAAGAGGAAGGAGUGUCAAGCCAACCCUGACCGGGACCUGGAAACUGAUGUCCUCACUGCAGGAGAACAUGCGGAUCAAGAAUAGGUCACUUCAGCCGCACACCCCCAAGGCACCAGAAACUGAGGACCAUCAUCCUCGGCCUACGAAGGAUCGCCUAAGUAAGUAAAAACAUGGACCCAGAAGGCAGAGGGAGACUCGGCAAUGAUCCUGUGGCUCAGAAAGUGAUGGACAAACUGAAGAAAGAAGAGGAGCGAAAGAAACAGGCAUCAGACAAUGAGAAUGACAAAAUCAAGGACAUUGCUCAACAGCUGAAGGUUUUGAGUCUGACUGAAGAGAACCUACGUAUGUUUAAUCAAGCCAAAAACAACCAGAUCCCCACACGUGACCGACAGUUUGCGUGCCAGCCCUGUGACAUCAUGUGGUGGCGGCGCGUCCCAAAGCGAAAAGAGGUAUCCCGUUGCCACAGGUGUGGGACCUGUUAUGACCCGGUGCCAUGCAAAAAAAUGUGGGGCUACGCAGAAUUCGAGUGCCCCUCAUGUCAACGCACCUUUAAGGGAUUUGGCCAGAUGGAGGUCCCAUCUCCCUGCUUCGGUUGCCAUAAUACUGUGUUCCCAAGCCGUAUCCUUCCACCUCGUAGGACCCAGGGGCCGCGAAGCAGACAUCAGCAUUCCUGCUUUGCUGAAGACUGCUUCAACCGAAGAGAGCCCCAUGUACCUGGAACCCACUGUGUGCAUCCUCAAAGCCUACGUAGGAAUAGGUUGCCCAAAGUGCUUUUCCCCAGCGAAGAACAUGACAGCACUGGCUCAACAGUGGAUACCUGUGUCAGUCAAGGAAGCCUGCAGGUGGACCUCGAUUACCUCAUCCUGGAAGAUCUGGAAGAAGUAGACGAGGAGGAAGAUGGUGGCAGCAGCAUUUAAACUCUGGAUACCUAGAAUGAGCCUCUUGUGAGAGAUAAAUGGCAAGUUAUGAAUUCAUAGUGAUGACCUGGGGAGGGGGCCUACUUGAUUUCAAAAUGUAUGUCAAUGACAGUCCUUCCUCAGAACCUAUUGAGCAUUCAUUGCUCAUCCGCUAUUUAACUGUACCUUCUUUAUCUUUUUCUGAUGGUCACAGUGCUAUCACAUGUGCUAUUACAUGAAUCAUGAAGCUUUGAAAAUGUGCUCUCUCCUUCCAGCCCACUCAAUGGGUGUCAAGUUGUCCUGUGAAUUUUUGCUGGCCUUGUGUACAUUGCAAAGUGGAAAGGUGCAUGCUGCUUCUGCUUUGUGGAAACCAGACUAUCUGAACAAGACAGGAAAGUGAGUGAACAAUGACUGUAUUUUAAAAAAUGUUCUCAUUGUUAAAUUGCUGCUGUUCCUGAUUUAGGCAAUCAGGAUUGACAGCCCCAGACUGUGGUGACAGGGAAGUUGCAGGACCAAGGAACAUGCAGGACUAGUUCUAAAACUAGUUGGGCUGGAAAUAGAAAAGUUCCACCUCGGCCAUUUGUAAUCUGGGCUGAAUCAUCUUGUUGACUUACCCACUGGUCCAUGUAGCUUUAUAUAAGCAAUAUGAAUUUGUAGCAAGUUGCACAUUCUAAGCAGCUUUGAGCAAGCCUUGCAAUGUUCGCAUAAACCACUACAUCUGGCUGGCAGCACUGCCCCAGUGGCUCAGUAAGUGUGAGCCUGCUGUACAGUUUGUUUCACAAUAGUGUGAUCUAAUGCACACAGCUGCACAAUGAGAGAAUUGGACCUUCGCCUGAAAGCCCCAGUAGGGAUGGAUAUGUGGGUAGUGACUAGAAGCCACCCAUGGGAUGUUGCUUGGGACCAAAGAUUUGAUGUAAGGAAGUUGAAAGAACCCAUUAUAAUUACUACUCGGGUAGUACAGCUUCCUUACUCCUGAAUACGGAGGCUUAGUUGCUCUAUGUGAAUCACUGUUGGGAUGUGGUGACACAGACGUAUUCCCAUUCCUGCUUUAUAAGCAAAGUAAGCAAAGUGAGCAAAGGUCUCUCUCACAGUAGAGCUAUAGUGGUUUGAUAUCUGUGCUGUGACUGCAUCCUCUGGACUCCUAUGAUAUGUCGCUUGGUGUGGCACUAGAAAUCUCUCGUGGAAAAUUCUUAGUAGCCAUCCCUAAACUGCAAAUCCAAGGAUGCCAUAGCAUGGAUCCAUGGCAUUUGACGUAGAAUCACAGUUGUAUAGUUCAAAUAAAAUGUAAUAUUCCCUGAAGUAUUUAUAUGGUAUUAGCUACUGUCCCUAAUUUUUGCACUUAACACUAUGUCUUACCUUUGAGAGUAUGUCUUAUUUUAUAAUCUUGAUCUCCAGAUUGAAAGAUGCCAGGUCUACCUUGUUUGUAAUUUUUUUCUUUAAACGGUGUUUCUUAUCAAAUGUAAAUGGGUGUGGUAUAGUGCUUUGGGCUUUUUUCCCUUUUGCUGAGAUAUUUUUUUAAUUGAUGCAAAUAAAAUUAUGAGGAAGGGUUGCAUUGUGAAACUAAGAAACUGUUUUGUUUCUUUCAUUUCUGUCGCUGUUAUAAAAUAGACCAAAAGUGUUCUCUCUGCUGGCAAUUUAAAGUGUAUCUAGAAGCACAAAAUGUCUUGAAACUCAGGCUUGUUUUUAGUACAUUGUCUGUAGAAAACAUAACCAGGCACCAUGAGACAUGACUAUAUUGAGAGCUUCUCAGUCGUGGGCAUGUCUGGAUAUGACCCCUCUCCCCACAAAAAUCCCUGUUUAAGAAGGAGAAAGAACCGUGCUGGAAUCCAAAAUGUCAAAAGGUAUAAGAAAACAAAGUAAUAUUGGAUGAAUAAACACAUUAGCAUAUGUAAUUUUGAA